AUGAGAUCAGUGAGAAAGUGGGCACCUCUCUGUGUGUUGUUGGCGCUGGUGCUCAUGUUGUAUAAUGACCCAUGUCUGAUUCUCUGGUGGCCUCAGCAACCUGCCGAGCUGCAGAACACCAAGACUUUACCUCUGGACAUGGCGACAGAUUCCGUUGACGACAUGUACGGCGGCUGCCGAUCUGAAGCGGCCUACCUGGUCAACCUGUACUUCUCGUUUGAGUGGGAGGCAAACAGAAGCUUCAGUUCUGCCAGGUCCUCAGCUGAAAGACAUGCAAAGGAGCCUGCACACAAGGGCCUGAAAAGAGGCCACGCUGUCGCUCUGUACAUGUUCACGGAAGGGAAACACAUACAGCAGGAAUUCAACGCAGCAGUGAGAACAGGGAAACACAAGUACGGCACUCAUGGAUUCAAGUACUAUUACUUCUACUUUUACCUGACUGAUGCCAUCCAGGUGCUGCAUCGCGAUCAGACAUUGUGCAGAAGCGCUUAUCAUAGGACGUGGAGGCAGUUCGGCCACGAUGUCAUUAACACCAACAUGCGGUUCGGAGCUUUCACUCUGGCAGCUUCAGCUGAUCAGUCAUUUGAUGCUAAUGGCAACGUGUCUUGUUUUGAGAUCUUUACAUGCUUCAGCGCUGAUGUGACAUAUUACUCUGCUACGGGGAUGGAAGGACAGAUACUGAUUCCUCCCUAUGAGGUUUUCAAGAUCACCGACGUCCUGACGGAUGACCCGAGGUGCUCCGUCGUCUACAAGCUCCAAAGCACCAAAACGCCACGGAGAGAUCUCAACUGCAAACUAAAUGAGAGACUAACAGGGACGAUUUUUGAUUCAACAAACUGA
Messenger RNA from Limanda limanda (common dab), 840 nucleotides. Its product is annotated as ecto-ADP-ribosyltransferase 4-like. The record is from RefSeq and is a predicted model, not a curated record. The transcript is spliced from 2 exons. Lineage: Eukaryota; Metazoa; Chordata; Actinopteri; Pleuronectiformes; Pleuronectidae. Bases 1 to 840 code for a protein of 279 amino acids. Gene Ontology annotation, molecular function: NAD+-protein-arginine ADP-ribosyltransferase activity; NAD+ poly-ADP-ribosyltransferase activity.